Messenger RNA from Saimiri boliviensis boliviensis (Bolivian squirrel monkey), 1564 nucleotides. RefSeq names its product high mobility group 20B (gene HMG20B). Gene Ontology annotation, biological process: regulation of gene expression. Lineage: Eukaryota; Metazoa; Chordata; Mammalia; Primates; Cebidae. The record is from RefSeq and is a predicted model, not a curated record. Gene Ontology annotation, cellular component: nucleus.
GCGGGGGACGGGCUGCGGGCGGUUGGUUGGAGCGUCGCGCAGUCGGGAGGUCCAGGAAAGUUUCUUUGGAGGUCCGGCCCGGAGCGGCCAUGUCCCACGGCCCCAAGCAGCCCGGCGCGGCCGCCGCGCCGACGGGCGGCAAGGCUCCGGGCCAGCAUGGGGGCUUCGUGGUGGCUGUCAAGCAAGAACGCGGCGAGGGUCCACGCGCCGGCGAGAAGGGGUCCCACGAGGAGGAGCCGGUGAAGAAACGCGGCUGGCCCAAGGGUAAGAAGCGGAAGAAGAUUCUGCCGAAUGGGCCCAAGGCACCGGUCACAGGCUACGUGCGCUUCCUGAACGAGCGGCGCGAGCAGAUCCGCACGCGCCACCCGGACCUGCCCUUUCCCGAGAUCACCAAGAUGCUGGGCGCCGAGUGGAGCAAGCUGCAGCCAACAGAGAAGCAGCGGUACCUGGACGAGGCGGAGAGAGAGAAGCAGCAGUACAUGAAGGAGCUUCGGGCAUACCAGCAGUCGGAAGCCUACAAGAUGUGCACGGAGAAGAUGCAGGAGAAGAAGAUCAAAAAAGAAGACUCGGGCCCAGGGCUCAUGAACACCCUCCUGAAUGGACACAAGGGUGGGGACUGCGACGGCUUCUCCACUUUCGACGUUCCCAUCUUCACUGAAGAGUUCUUGGACCAAAACAAAGCCCGCGAGGCAGAGCUGCGGCGCUUGCGGAAGAUGAACGUCGCCUUCGAGGAGCAGAACGCGGUGCUGCAGAGACACACGCAGAGUAUGAGCAGCGCGCGCGAGCGUCUGGAGCAGGAGCUGGCGCUGGAGGAGCGGCGGACGCUGGCGUUGCAGCAGCAGCUCCAGGCCGUGCGCCAGGCGCUCACCGCCAGCUUCGCCUCGCUGCCGGUGCCGGGCACCGGCGAGACGCCCACGCUAGGCACCCUGGACUUCUACAUGGCCCGGCUGCACGGCGCCAUCGAGCGCGAUCCCGCACAGCACGAGAAGCUUAUCAUCCGCAUCAAGGAAAUCCUGGCCCAGGUCGCCAGCGAGCACCUGUGAGGAGUGGGCGGGCCCACGAUGCAGAGGAGAAGCUGUGGGCGUGGCCCCGCCCCGUGGACGAGAGGCUGAGGGUCCACCCUUUGGGGCCUGGUCCCAUCCUGCACCUUGGGGGCUCCAGCCCCCCUAAAAUUAAAUUUCUGCAGCAUCCCUUUAGCUUUCAAUCACCCCAGCCCCCUGAACCCAGAAGAAACACUCGCCGCGACCGCACAACCGCGGGCACCCCUCCUCGGAGGAUAGCCGUGCACCAUGCGGCUCCCCCGUUAUCCCCGGGACCAGGACAGACGACCACCCCCAGCACACGGCAGGACCCCCCAGAUUACCCAGGUGUGUGCCCUGGGCCACACAGGCAGCUGCCCUGUGGGGACUUACCUGGGAUGGGUCCUCAAAUGCCUGCCCUCCAGAUGCGGGGGUGGUCUUGCCCAUCCUGCCCUCCUCCGGCCUUGGGACCCUCCUGGGUGCGGUCCCUUCCCACUGCUGGAUCCGGACUUUUUAAAUAAAUAGAAACGAAAUUUGUGUUUGCA